AUGGGACCAUUAACAAGAGGUGUGCAGACGGGCAUUGGACUUGUCGCCGAGCUGAAAGCAGCACGUCAGGCGCGCAAGGAAGGUGAAACGGGUGUCAUUGAUGUCACAACGGAAGUCGAAGAAAUGCUCAUCGAAGAGAAAGACGACGAUGACCAUGAUACGGAAGACGACGAGAACUUCGGUGGUGGUAUAAGUAACGGUGCAUCGGAUCAAUCACUUUACCCUCCACCAUACGGAGACAACGAUUUGUCUGCCACCAGCGAUAUAGAAUACCCUCAGCCAUCUAAUUCUAGCCACGAACCUCACAAACUCAGCUGCCCUGUCAUCAUCCCGCAGCGUAGACCUGGUACAAAAACGCGAGGCUUCUUGGAAGCAUAUGCUCCUGUCCUAGCAGAUUGUAAUAUUGGCGAAGGAACCUUCUUGACAUUUUUGAGGUCUUUCCAUAAAUCAAGUCAGGCAUCACCGGUUUUCAAUGUCAUCACCAUGGGAGCUGGAGCAAUAAGUCGGAUUCAUGAACCCCAUAUGAAAGCUCUAUCAAUGGCGAUCUCUGUGUUGAGUGGUACAGCGGCAGAUAUCCAAUCACGAUAUCGUACCAAUAAGUUCCUCGACCAAGCCAACGACUUACUCUUCAAGCCACGUGGUCUAUACUGUCUCGUUAUGUCCCUACGCCCCGACGACGUCCCAAAAGAUAAUGUAAGCGUCCAAUCGGUAGACACCUCUUCCAUCGUCUUGAAAUGGCUCGAUCCAGACAGCAGACAUUUCGCAGCGACACUGCGGACUUCGAGCGGCACCACACAUGGAGGUGAGGAAAUGCCCGAGACAGCACCUCUGAUAUACCCCAAUACAGGUUAUGCGGAGCUAGUCAAGACCAACUCGAACUCCAGUAGUAAUAGUCAAAAGAUCAUAGGCGAGGUUACCAGUUAUCAAAAGGUUGUCGAGAAUUACUUUGACAAGCGAGCUCAGGCGAAAUACGCGUACGAAUAUCCGGAUUCCUCCCUUGCCAUGCAAGAAAAGCCCCAGUUCGCCUCCAAAUACGGUGACCCGACGGAUCCUUCAGUUACUACGAAUUACUAUGGCCGUAUCGCUUGCAAGAUCGAGAAAGAAAGUUUGGCUGAUCGACAGGCGCGAAGAAGGGCGAAGGCGCUGGAAGUGAAGCGUCGAGGUGGGGGCAUCAAGCGGUUUCUACACAGUGUAAUUGCAUUUUUCUUCAGCGUGUUGUAUCUCAUGAUCGUGAGCCUGCCAUCCGAAGAAGAACUCAAUGAUGCAAAGAAAGCUCUGACUGAGGAUCCCGGGAAAUGA
Molecule: messenger RNA, 1299 nt
Organism: Mollisia scopiformis
Lineage: Eukaryota; Fungi; Ascomycota; Leotiomycetes; Helotiales; Mollisiaceae
Exons: 6
Coding region: 1-1299 (432 amino acids)
Source: RefSeq, a predicted model, not a curated record